GUGGCUGCAGGCUCGUACCUGGCGGGGGCCUUCUCUUUAGCCGACGUGGUCGCCUUCCCAAAUGUUGCCUACGCCUUUCGUUUCGGGCUGUCUGCGGGAAAGUACCCCAAACUGGCCAAAUACUACCGGCUGCUGAAGGACAGAGCCAGCAUAAAGAGCAGCUGGCCCCCACACUGGCUGCCCAGCCCACAGGGGUACGACAUCUUGAAGGAUCUCUGAAAACUGCUUUGUUCUGGACUUUGUUCAACUGUAAAUGGAAUAAAACUUUUUUUUUUUUUUACAGA
Austrofundulus limnaeus is the source of this 284-nucleotide messenger RNA. Its product is annotated as glutathione S-transferase A. The record is from RefSeq and is a predicted model, not a curated record. Lineage: Eukaryota; Metazoa; Chordata; Actinopteri; Cyprinodontiformes; Rivulidae.